AUGCGCUCCGCCGCCCGCUCCUCCGUUCGCCGCGGCUCCUCCCUCUCCGCACCUCGCGCCGCCGCCCUCCGCCACCGCAGAGCCCGGUCGGCCGACGCCCGCCUCGCCGGCCUCCGCCUGCGCCGCCCCGGUGAGCGCGCCUGGCCGCGCCGCCCCAGAUCUCCCCGCUCCGGCGACGCCGCACCUCGCCGGCCUUGGAUCCGGUCAUCAUCUUCGGUCUCCUUCCUCGUCUCCGGCAAGCUUCUCCAGCGUUCUCCGGCGAACCUCGUGAUCCUCGCCGCCCCAGAUCCGGAUCUAAGAACCCCUAGAGUACAUUUCCACACCACCCACCCCCGAUCCACCCCACCAACCAUCCCACUCCACCCACCAGUCCAGCACUGUUUGUCUCGAAAAAAAACACCCAAACCCUCGAUCCGGAUCCCCUCCACCGCCAGCCUCCCGUCCACCUCCUCUCUUCUCCUGAUUCACCCCUCGUCUCCUUCCCAUCCCACGCUGCCGCUGCCCACCACCCCGGCGACCUCCCCACCGGCGAUCCCCAGCCUCUCCCUCUCCUUCUCCCCUGCAUCUUCCUCCGAGGCACGGCGAGGGGAGGCCGCCGUCGUCAUCGCCGUCGCGCGCGAUCCGGGAGGGCAAGAGGGGAGGUGGACGCGGGCGAGGAGAUGGCAUCGGAGGACGUGGUGGGGAAGAGCAGGGGCGACACGGCCGUCAACACCAUCGUCAACCUGGCUGAGGAGGCCAAGCUCGCGCGCGAGGGCGUCAAGGGCCCCGGCCACCAGGUCCUCACCGUCUGCAAGUCCCUCUUCGCCGGAGGCGUCGCCCGCGGCCUGUUCAUUAAUGACAGCCAAGGGUUCAUGCUCGGAAACGACUACAUCUUGCUCCAUGUUGUCGGCUCAGCUAGAGUCCUUAAUCAUGAGGAGAUGGGACACGUCGAUUGUUAGAGUACACUUGACAGGGGUGAUCGACGCUGACUAGCGCAGCUGGUGGGCGCUGUGCUCUUCAACCACUCAGAGGCGGACUUCUCCGUGAAGCUGGUGGCCAUGUCACGUAGAUGAUUGUCUAGGUGAUUUUGACGCCGGAGGUCGCCAAGGUGGUAGACCUCGAUGCCACCGUCCGGGGGAGCGAGGAUUCGGGUCCACCGGCGUCUAAGCUCCGAGCCUUGGUAGAUACAUCUAGGGAAGUUGUCUGUUUAGGUUGGUGAUGGAACACCAGGGAAGGUACCCACCUUUCGAUGAUCAUUGUGUGUGUCUGAAGUUAAAUGGAAUCUUGAGAAUGUUAUGUGACGUUGGUUUGGUUUGCACUGGACGUAUUGCCAUCGUUGAAUACUA
Messenger RNA from Triticum urartu, 1325 nucleotides. Its product is annotated as mitochondrial adenine nucleotide transporter ADNT1. Lineage: Eukaryota; Viridiplantae; Streptophyta; Magnoliopsida; Poales; Poaceae. The record is from RefSeq and is a predicted model, not a curated record.